AUGGUGAUGAUCAUUGCAAAAAAGAGGAAAAGAGGGGACUUCAAUGCAAUUACUAGUUAUGAUGAGAAGAUAGGAGGUGUAUCUGUAUCAGAAUCUGAUAUUGAGGAUUUUCAGAACUUUAUCAGCUCCAAUCACCUUCUGCAUCUGAAAUCAACUGGAUGCUACUUCACAUGGAACAAUAAACAAAAUGCAGAUACAAGAAUUUGCCAAGUUGAAUAUCUGCUACCUAGCUGCUCUGAUCAUUCUCCUGCUCUUCUAACCAUAGAAGAUGAUAUUAUAACUGGUAAGCGGCCAUUCAAAUUCUUCAACAUGUGGGUAAAACACCCUGACUUCAUUCCUACAGUCAAAGCUGUUUGGGAGCAAAACAUAGAUGGUUUCAAAAUGUACAGUUUCCAUUCUAAGCUCAAAAUGCUUAAAACUGCUCUUAAAGAUUUAAAUAAGAAGCACUAUAUGAAUAUAAGUGAGCAAGUUCUUAGAGCAAAAAAUGACUGCUCUUAA
Messenger RNA from Asparagus officinalis (garden asparagus), 498 nucleotides. RefSeq lists its product as uncharacterized. NCBI's taxonomy places the organism in Eukaryota, Viridiplantae, Streptophyta, Magnoliopsida, Asparagales, Asparagaceae. The record is from RefSeq and is a predicted model, not a curated record. Bases 1 to 498 code for a protein of 165 amino acids. The transcript is spliced from 3 exons.